CCAUGGGUGACGGUGAUUUGAAGAGACCUUAUUUCCAGGCAGAAAGGAGCCACAAAUCAGAGAGUGCUACCGUGCCAAUGGAAGAAGACAAUAAGACCAAAGAGCCAAAAGAAACUCAGAGGGCCCGUUCAGACAUGAUUUACAGUAUUGAGGAUGUCCCACCCUGGUACCUCUGUGUUCUGCUUGGGCUACAGCACUAUCUGACGUGUUUCAGCGGCACUGUAGCUGUGCCUUUCCUCCUGGCGGAAGCCAUGUGUGUUGGUCAAGACCAGAAUACUAUCAGUCAACUUAUUGGCACUAUCUUCAGUACUGUGGGAGUCACCACUCUGAUCCAGACCACAGUUGGAAUCAGGCUUCCUCUAUUUCAGGCCAGUGCUUUUGCUUUCUUGAUUCCUGCUCAGGCCAUCCUGAGCCUGGACCGUUGGACUUGUCCAAGUGAGGAGGAGAUUUAUGGUAACUGGAGUCUUCCAUUCAAAACUGACCACAUCUGGCAACCACGGAUAAGAGAGAUCCAGGGUGCCAUCAUUGUAUCCAGUGUUCUCGAAGUUGUUAUUGGUCUGUGUGGAUUUCCAGGGUUGCUGUUAGAGUACAUUGGCCCUCUAACCGUUACACCAACUGUCUCACUGAUUGGCCUGUCUGCCUUCACUACAGCCGCAGACCGAGCUGGUUCACACUGGGGUCUGUCAGCACUGUGUAUGUUGCUGAUUGUGCUAUUUGCUCAGUACCUCAGAUCGACAUCAGUUCCUGUUCCAUUUUGUAGCAGGAAGAAAGGACUGACUUCCACCAGAGUCCAGAUAUUUAAGAUGUUUCCUAUUAUCCUCGCCAUUAUGAUGGUUUGGCUGAUUUGCUACAUCCUCACCCUGACUGACCUCUUACCAAGUGACCCUGAAAGCUAUGGACACAAGGCACGGACGGAUGCCCGUGGUGACAUCAUGACAUUAUCACCCUGGUUCAGAGUACCCUACCCCUGCCAGUGGGGUGUGCCAGUGGUAACCACUGCUGGUGUCCUGGGGAUGCUGAGUGCCACCAUGGCAGGCAUGGUGGAAUCAAUUGGUGAUUAUUAUGCUUGUGCUCGUCUUGCUGGAGCCACACACCCACCGAUCCAUGCAAUUAACAGGGGAAUCUUCACUGAGGGUGUUUGUUGUAUUAUUGCUGGCCUUUUAGGAACAGGAAAUGGCUCCACCUCAUCCAGUCCAAAUAUAGGUGUUCUAGGAAUCACCAAGGUGGGUAGCAGGCGAGUGGUGCAGUACGGUGCAGGAAUCAUGUUCCUGCUGGGGUCCAUUGGAAAGUUCACCGCUCUGUUUGCAUCUCUGCCAGAUCCAAUUCUGGGCGGGAUGUUCUGCACUCUGUUUGGAAUGAUCACAGCCGUUGGUCUCUCCAACCUGCAGCUGGUAGAUCUGAACUCAUCCAGAAACCUCUUUGUUCUUGGAUUUUCCAUGUUCUUCGGCCUCACCUUACCCACUUACCUGGAUGCCCAUCCCAAUGCCAUCAACACAGGACUCGCAGAGCUGGAUCAGAUCUUGACAGUACUUCUCUCCACCGAGAUGUUCGUUGGAGGCUUUUUGGCUUUUUGUUUGGAUAACACCAUCCCAGGGUCCAGACAGGAACGUGGCCUGGUUGGAUGGCGAGCUGAUACCUCCUCUUUCUCAUCCUCUUCUUUUUCAUCCUAUGACCUUCCUGUGGGGAUGGAUGUGAUCAGGCGCACACACUGGUUAAGAUUUUUACCCAUCAGCCCUACCUUUCAGGGUUUCCAAGUAUGUGACAAGCAGCCAAAGCAGGCAGAACAGGGAGGAAGAGGAACAGACAUAAAUGUGGAAGAAGAGAAAACUACUGAGUUCAACAUAUCCAGUACCAAAGUUUAACCCUGCUGUCAUCAUUAACACGCGCUUCAAGAAUUAAACCACAAAGCAGGAAAAGAUCUUAGGAGCUGACAGCACAGAAUACCUGUCAGUCUGCCAGAAGAGACUGUU
Thalassophryne amazonica is the source of this 1970-nucleotide messenger RNA. RefSeq names its product solute carrier family 23 member 1 (gene slc23a1). Lineage: Eukaryota; Metazoa; Chordata; Actinopteri; Batrachoidiformes; Batrachoididae. Gene Ontology annotation, cellular component: membrane. Bases 3 to 1862 code for a protein of 619 amino acids. Gene Ontology annotation, biological process: transmembrane transport. The record is from RefSeq and is a predicted model, not a curated record. The transcript is spliced from 14 exons. Gene Ontology annotation, molecular function: transmembrane transporter activity.